CCAAUCUGACCAAUCAGUGUGGAUUAUAGGAAGAAUCAGCCAAUAAAUGCCGGCAUGUCUUUUUGUUGGCCAAUCACCUUUAAGGAUGUUCCCUUUGCCUCCUUGCUGCAAUGGGAAAUGAAUGACAGGCUAGCCGUUAGCCACACACACAAGCAGAAUUUUCUUUUUACACUCAACAGCAAGAAAGCAAAGUAACUGAAGAUAGUUUGGGGUUUUUUAAACUACUGCGUUUGGAACGGGACGCUCGUGAAUUCAACCGCAGGAUCGUAAAUGGAUUAACGAGUGAUGCUAACAACAACCGUUAGCAUGUGCUAGCAUGCAGGAAGACUAUCGAGUCUGCCUGCAGAAUGAGCCGACAACAGCCUAUUACUUGAAGGCUGGAGGACUAAGUGCCACCAUGUACCUGAGCCCUCAACAUCCCAGGGUCAAGUCCGGCUGCAGCACCAGCUCCAGCAUCACAGAGCUGCUGACCGCCCUGUGUGACAGCAGCCUGGCCGGGGUGUCGUGGAAGCGUCGGGCCCUUGGAGGCGUCUCAAGAGAAGCCUUCCACAAAGCUCUGAAGAAGCGAGCCUAUGGCACCUUGCUGUCAAAGCUUUUCCAGGAUGGCGUCAAAGCGCCCGCCACCUCUGGGCCCAGCUCACCUCCGAGGAACAGAGUCUUGAUGAUAUGCUUUGACCUGAGAGUAGCGGGUUGCCGGGAGGAGGCAGAGAGGCUGGAGGAGCUGCUGGAGACGCUUCCGGAGGGGGCCGCCUCUGGCCUGAGCGAGCUGGAUUCCGUCCUUGAGCUCCUGGUGCACCUGGCCGGCUCCUCGCCCCCGCCGCCGCCCUGCUUCAGCCGGGACUACAUGAGGCGGGAGCGGCCCGUGCUGCGGAGACCCGCACCCUGGCCUUACCAGAGCACGGAGCUGCAGAGGCUGGAGGCCCGCGCCUGGGGGCUCGUGUGCGGGGAGGAGUGGGCGUCCGUGGAGCACUUAUGCGGAACUCGGAGGUUGAUGAAAGCUCAGCCAGGUGCAGGCUUGAUGGCUCUCAAGACUAAAAUGGACACGGAGGAGAGAUUUGAGAAAGAGACCAGGUUGACCUUGUUUGGAGCCUUGCAGCACACUCGAACCUCAGACCUGGACAUCAGACUGGACCUUCCUCCUGUGCCCAGCAACGUUGAUGUAACUGGGCUGACCAUCAGGGUUCCGCCGUGUCUGGAUCAGUCUGACGAUGAAGGCUUCCAGUCGGCCUCCAACCUGACGCCGGACUCUCAGUCGGAGGCCAGCCCCGGUCCAGAGAUGGAUGUGUGGGAAGCUCUGCGGACGUUCGAGCCCGGCGUGCGUUGCUGCUGGGAGUCUGUCGGCUGGCCGCCCGGCAGGAGAGAGUCCUUGUACCUGAGCGAGAGCGGCAGAGAGGCCUUCGACCAGCUGUACCGCCUGUGGGAAGGUGAAAUGAGGGUGGUCAGCGGCAGCGUGCCCUCCCCCCUCCUCCCGUUGCCCGUCGACACUCAGGGCGAGCUCGUGGGCGACCUCCUGAACGUGCUGAUCGGCGUGGCGUCCACCACCUUUCCUCUCAACCAGAGUGUACAGUUCGACGUGCGCCCCGGCGUGUGCGUGUCGGGAGCCUCUCCGGAAAGCGUGUCUCGUCUUUUGGGCGAGCUGGCCCAGUAUGGCACCUACUACCUGAGGCUGAGCCGCUUCUCCCUGCAGAGUCCUGAAAAGAAGGGCCUGGUCUUCCAGGCUUUCACGGGAGGUCUGAGGAAGUACUUGCAUUACUACAGAGCAUGUGUUCUCAGCACGCCUCCCAGACUCAGCCUACUGACCAUUGGCUUCCUCUUCCGCAAGGUCGGCCAACAACUCAGGUAUCUGUCAGAACUGUGCCGUGUGGACGGGCCUCUGGGUGGCGACCGGGCCGCCUUCCCCGUGGGCGUGAAGCUGCUCUCCCACCUGUACAACGAAGCCCAGAACAACUGCAGCAACGAGAACUACCCGGUGCUGCUCUCCCUCCUCAAAAGCAGCUGCGAGCCCUACACCAGGUUCGUGUCCGAUUGGGUGUACAGUGGCGUGUUUCGAGACGUUUAUGGCGAGUUCAUGAUCCAAGUCAACGAAGAGUACCUCAGCUUCAGAGACAAACACUUCUGGGUCCAUGGAUACACUUUGAUCUCGAAAGACGUGGAGGAGUGCGUGCCCAUUUUCCUCAGGCACAUCGCCAACGACGUGUACGUCUGCGGGAAGACCAUCAACCUCCUGAAAAUAUGCUGCCCUCAGCACUACAUCUGCUUGUCGGAGCUUCCCGUGCCACGGAUCGCCGUCACCUUCUCCCUGCAGGAGGUGGAGGGCAUCGAGAGGGACUGCGCCAUGUACCGGGGCCGCAUGGAGAGGAUCGCCAAGCACAGUGCAGUCAGCCGGGAGGUGCAGGCCCAGCGAGCGGAGGAGGCGCGCCAGGAGCUGAUCAAUCAGGUCAGAGCGUCGGCAGCCAAAACCUUGGAGAGCAUUCGUGGGCGCCAGGUGUCGCAGCGUCUGGCUGAGGAGGCCAGGAAGAGGGAGCGCUUCCGGGAGCUCAAGCAGCACCUGGAACAGGAGCAGGAGUGGCGCAGCUCGGCCAAAAAGAAGCAAGAGGAAGACGACUUCAGCUUUGCCAGAGAACUGCGGGACCGGGAGAAGAGGCUUCAAGCGCUGGAGGAGCAACUGGAGCAGAGAGCCAGGAAGGAGCUGAUCGCCCAGUACAGCCACCUGUCCGAAGAGGCGGCUCGCAAGGAGCGGCGGGCCUUGUGGAGGGCGCAGAGAACGAGACUCGACGAGGCUCGAUCUCACUUCUUUGCGAAUGACCGGCGAGAGUUGCGGGCCAUACUGGAGAAGCAUCCUUUGGGCCAGGUGGGACGUCCAGCUUCACCACAUCAUCACCCCUCAUUACUGGAAAUUCCCUCAGAGCCCCUGGUGGAAACAAAACCGGAGAAGCCCGAAGAAGCGGAAGAGUCUCAGACGGCGGACGCUGCCGCCUUCAUCUCUGGCGACUUUCUCCCCGAGUCGUCAAACCCCGACGACGCCAAGCAGGACGAGAUGGGAGCGGACAUCCCUGAGGCGUGUCCCACCGCGCAGCUUCUCGACUACGACUUCAGCGCCCCCUUCAGUCCGCUGGAAGGAAUCGCCGGCCGCAAAUCUCUGGCCCGGCUCCGGCCCGCUUGCGGCUCCGCCGCGCUGCAGCCCGACGUGCUCCACGAGCGCUCCUCCAUCUUCCGCUUCCCCGCGGGCGAGAACGUGCUUCUGAUCCACGGUCGCGUUUCCACGUCCAACUUGUCCCUCGGACCCGGCGCCCCGGAGGAGCCUCCGAAUGUAUCCCGAACGAACGGGCUGCCUAUUCAGGAUGCGACGCUGCUCGGGCAAGGCGACGCUUCUGCGCUCGUGGAGCAAGACAAAGUCGCGGAACCGCAAGAGGGCGCGGCAGUCAAAGGCGAAGACGGCGCUCAUGCUUUACCGGCAGAAAAACUCGCCGGUCUUUCUAAUCGGAAUACGGUUUGUGCUGUCGAGGCGCCUUCGAACCUGAACUCCCCUCGUUCCUCACGCUCGCCGACGGCGCAUCCCUCAUAUUCGCACAUCGAGAUCGGCAAGCAUGUCUCCGACGUCAAAGCGCCUCAACCUUCCCCCAAUGUCCACGGCAACGCCUCCGAUGCCAACAUCAAAGUAGGAGAAAACGUGUCCGACUUUGUCGAUUCGCUUCCCGCGCGAAACCUCCAUGGCCACGCCUCCGACGCCAACAUCAAAGUCGGGGGAAACGUUUCGGAAUUCUUCUCGCCGCUCCCCGCGCGAAAUCUCCACGGCCACGCCUCUGACGCCAACAUCAAAGUAGGAGAAAACGUGUCCGACUUUGUCGAUUCGCUUCCCGCGCGAAAUCUCCACGGCCACGCCUCCGAUGCCAACAUCAAAGUCGGAGGGAACGUUUCGGAAUUCUUCUCGCCGCUGCCCGCGCGAAACCUCCACGGCCACGCCUCCGACGCCAACAUCAAAGUGGGCGAGUUUGUCUCCGACGUGUCUGAAGCCAGACCCCGAUGGAGUAAGCACGGCCACGCCUCCGACUCCACCCUUCAGGUCGGCUGCGUGGUGUCCGGCUCGCCGCCCGUCUCCGCGCCGUCGCCCGCAAGCGCCCGAGGACACGUCUCGGACUCCAGCUUGGGCGGCGGUUGCGUUGUCACCCCGAGCAACCCGCUUCCCUCCCCGCCGUCGGGCAGUCAAUACGGACACGCCUCCGAUUCUGCUCUGGGUGUGGGCUGCGUGGUGGUGGGCGCUGCGCCACCAGCCUCCGCGCCGGGAGGAGAACGGGGGAACCCGUCACAUUCUUUGCCAGGAGCCCGAUCGGAGGCGGACGCGAAAGUGGAUCACAGCAAAGACGUCAAAGCUGGAGAGUCGGAGACGCACGAGCAGCAGGUGGGGAGCGCCGGGUUUGACUUGUCCCCCGGAGAGAAGCCUGAACGAGAAUACCUCCUGGCCUUGUCCGCUCAGUACCAGGUGGAGCACUACGAGGACUGCUACAGCCUCAUGGCGUCGUCCCCCGAGUGUCAGCUGCUCAAGCACGUCGCCCGGGGCCUGCCCGCCCUCCGGCACGCCGCCGACGCCACCUCGCCGCAGCUCAGCGAGAUGGUCUCCCUGCCGGUUCUGAUCAAACACUCGGUCACCACCCCGCUCAUCACGCACGUGUCGCUGGUGAACAAGGCGGUGGUGGACUACUUCUUUGUAGAGUUGGGGGUGGAGCGCCACUUUGAAGCGCUGCGCCACUUCCUGCUGAUGGACGACGGCGAGUUUGCGCAGUCGCUCAGCGAUCGGCUGUUUGAAAAGAUGGGCAGCGGGCAGACCCCCGGCGAGCUGCUCACCCCGCUGGUGCUCAACUCCAUCCUCAGCAAGGCGCUGCAGUACAGCCUGCACGGCGAUACGCCGCUGGCCGCCAACUUCACCUUCGCUCUGCGCUUCCUGCCCGACACCUUCCACCCCCACGCCCCCGACUCCCUCAACUGCCUGGAGCUGCGCUACAAGGUGGCCUGGCCGCUCAACAUCAUCAUCACCGACAGCUGCAUGAACAAGUACAACCGGCUGUUCUCCUUCCAGCUGCAGCUCAAGCACAUGGUGUGGAGCCUGCGCGACGUCUGGUUCCACCUCAAGAGGACGGCGGUGGUCAAAGGCGCCGGGCGCUCGGUGCAGUUCCGCCAGCUGCAGCUGUACCGACACGAGAUGCAGCACUUCGUCAAGGUCAUCCAAGGUUACAUCGCCAACCAGAUCCUGCAGGUGUCGUGGAGCGAAUUCACCGCCAAGAUGGCCGCCGCCUGCGACCUCGACGCCAUCCACCGCACGCACGCCGACUACCUCAACAGGGCCAUUUUCAGGGCUUUGCUGACGGAGAAGGCCGCUCCGGUGAUGAACAUCAUCCACAGCAUCUUCAGCCUCAUCCUGAAGUUCCGCGCUCAGCUGAUUGCACUGCCCUGGGCCAGCCAGCAGGGGGAGGCAGUGCACCCCAGCUUCAUCGCCAUGCAGCAGUCGUACAACACCUUCAAAUACUACUCGCACUUCCUCUUCAAAGUGGUGACCAAGCUGGUGAACCGAGGCUACCAGCCUCAUUUGGAAGACUUCCUCCUGCGCAUCAACUUCAACAACUACUACAAAGAUUCUUGAGCACCUUUAAGGCGAAUGUACAAUGUAGCACAUGUACGGAUUGACUGGAACAGAUGUAAUUAACAUGCCUCAGACUUAUGUCAUCCUGUGUCUCAUCGGUUUUAAGCAUUUUGUUCACAUAAACCACUAUAUUUGUAAAAAUAAAACAAAUAAAUCAAUUAAAAUAA
Hippocampus comes (tiger tail seahorse) is the source of this 5802-nucleotide messenger RNA. RefSeq names its product tubulin gamma complex component 6 (gene tubgcp6). Gene Ontology annotation, biological process: microtubule nucleation; spindle assembly; mitotic cell cycle. The coding region runs from base 317 to 5635 and encodes 1772 amino acids. The transcript is spliced from 25 exons. Gene Ontology annotation, molecular function: microtubule minus-end binding; gamma-tubulin binding. The record is from RefSeq and is a predicted model, not a curated record. Gene Ontology annotation, cellular component: gamma-tubulin complex; spindle pole; microtubule organizing center. Lineage: Eukaryota; Metazoa; Chordata; Actinopteri; Syngnathiformes; Syngnathidae.